AUGCCGGGCAUAUCGAAGCUUUCCCUCGUCGAGGGCAACUUUGAGGAGCUCGCGCUCGAACUCGCGACGUACCUCGACAGCGCAAAAGGCGAAGGCUCGACCAUCGCAGCGGACAUUACACCCCUCCUCGCCGAUACGACCGCCGCCAGUGAGGAGCGCGAGCCCGACAGCAGCCGACCUGCCACCACCGACCGCGAUGCAGUGCUGAAGAAGCUGGUGACCGCCAGCAGCAUCUUGAACGGUGCUCCGGAACGCGAGCUGCAGGCCGCCUACAACCACCUCAUCCACCUCAUCCAGCAGGCCGAAGAUCCAGACACAUACCUGCCACACAUCUGCCGCUAUCUGACCGCACCUGUCACUUCCUCCCCACACAAUGGUACCGGUAUUGCACUUGGAAUCCUCAGCACUCUCUUCAACUCCAUUGAGCCAGACGAUGAGUCGCGGUAUCAUGUUCUGUUGGCCAUUGUCAAUGUGAUCAAGAACUCGGGCAAUUACGAGACACUCGCACCACAACUGAAGCAUGUGGACAGCUGGGUCGCUGAGUGGGAGUUGGAGCCUGCUGACGCACGCAAACUCUACCUCGCCGUCGCCGACGCUGCAGCCGCUGCCAACGAGUCCGAGCAGUCAUACACAUACCUCCUGAGAGCUCUGCGUACUGCCCAAUCCGAGCCUGCGUCUUCCGGGACCCGCGAUCUUUCCGUCCGCGCCCUUAAGGUCGCCCUGCAAAACUCCAAGCACUUCGACUUCCAAGACCUCACCGCACUCGAAUCCAUUCAGGCGCUACGUAAGAGCGACGCGACAUGGUUCGAGCUCCUGGAGCUCUUUACCUCGGAGAACUACGACGACUUUCAGGACUUCAAGGAGGGUACACCAAACUUCCUUUCAGAGCAAUCUCUCGACGAGGAUAUCCUCGACAAGAAGAUGCGCCUCCUCACCCUCGCCUCGCUCGCCGCACAGGCAUCUUCAUCCCGCACACUUCCAUACGCACACAUUGCCCGCGCACUGCAAAUCAGCCCAGAGGAGGUUGAGAUGUGGGUUAUUGACAGCAUCCGCUCAGGAUUGGUCGAGGGAAAGCUUUCCCAGCAAAAGAGCGAGUUCCUCGUACACAGAUCGACAUACCGCGUAUUUGGAGAUAACCAGUGGAGGGAAGUCGCAAGCAGAUUGGAGACGUGGAAGGGCAGUUUGAACAACAUUCUGAGCGUUAUCCGUGCGCAGAAGGAGGAGUAUCUAAGGGAGAAGGAGGCGGAGUUGAGUGGUUCGGGAGCGCCGCAGCAAGGUGGCGGUGGACGGCCUUGGCAGAAGAGGAUCCCUGAGAGGAGGGAUCAGCCUGCAGCGGCUGUGGAGGUGGAGUAA
Ramularia collo-cygni is the source of this 1353-nucleotide messenger RNA. RefSeq names its product related to Eukaryotic translation initiation factor 3 subunit M. NCBI's taxonomy places the organism in Eukaryota, Fungi, Ascomycota, Dothideomycetes, Mycosphaerellales, Mycosphaerellaceae. The transcript has 2 exons. Gene Ontology annotation, molecular function: translation initiation factor activity. Gene Ontology annotation, biological process: cytoplasmic translational initiation. The record is from RefSeq and is a predicted model, not a curated record. The coding region runs from base 1 to 1353 and encodes 450 amino acids. Gene Ontology annotation, cellular component: eukaryotic translation initiation factor 3 complex; cytoplasm.